Messenger RNA from Actinia tenebrosa (Australian red waratah sea anemone), 1409 nucleotides. RefSeq names its product lipoxygenase homology domain-containing protein 1. The record is from RefSeq and is a predicted model, not a curated record. Lineage: Eukaryota; Metazoa; Cnidaria; Anthozoa; Actiniaria; Actiniidae. Gene Ontology annotation, molecular function: protein binding.
UUUUUAAGGAGUAAAAAUUCAAUCCUUCGUUUUCUCCAAUUUUGACAGUUCUGAUAUCAAUCAAAAAUUUAUCACUAACAGUAGAAAUAUCUCAGUUUCCUUUGCCCAUGUAUUCCCCUCUUAAGCCGGAUGUUACUGUUCUUUUAACAAUGGAUCUGUCGGUAUUUAGAUUUGAAAAGGGGCUUUUAGUCCAAUACAAUCACUAUGGCAACGCGUAUUUGAUUGACAUGAGGUUACAAAGGGGAAGGCCUUGUUAUUUAUUCGAUCGAGUGGCGGCUUCCAAAUAUUUCAUCGUGAACGUAGCUUCCUAUCCUCAAAAUAAAGCCUCAUUUUCCAACACUUUGAAGUACUAUUGAAUGAGACGACGAUACUCUUUGGAGAAUAUUUACUCCUAAAGCACUUGGAGAGUUUAUUUUUGAGUUUUAUUGGUAAAAAGAGCGGGAAAAUGGCUUCUCGAAGACGUGAAUACAGUGAAGAUUCUGCUGCAAAUCUUCUUCGAUCAGUCCGACAACAGGAACACCAGUUUCAAAAACUAACACAGGAACUAGAAGAAGAAAGAAAAAGCGUAGCAUUACAGCUCCAAAGGUGCAAUUAUAACCCAGAAACUGCUAGCGUUAGUUCUAUGGGAAGUUCUACAGACGAAUCCUUUGUGUGGAGAGGACAGGGACCUGGCAGUGCAACUGACGAAAGAGAUUUUACAGAUGACGAAAGCUGCAUGAGCGGCUCUGCUUUGGUAGACUCUUGUCUGAAGGUACUCCAAGAGAGAGGAAUCAACGAUUCAAGGGACGACCAAGAUCCUUUGUACUCUAAAAAUAGUAGAAUGGAACCGACUAACGUCACAGGGCAGUCAAAUACACUCGUAAGUCCUGACUGGGAAAAAGAGUUGAUGGAUGCAGAUUUAACGCCUGGAAGCCAUGCGGGUCAAACAGUCAAGAAAGUAGUCACGAGAACCGAGGUUCGCACAGUUCGAACCGUAGAUGGCCAAAUCAUAGAAGACCAAUACGAUCCCGGCACAGAACGCAUGCGUAUUGAACGCUACGGAUAUGGUAAAACAGUUAACGGCGAUGGACCAUCAACACCUAGAAAAAGUUCUGGUUCGCAGUCGUCAGUGGAUGAUUACAGAUCACCCCGUGGGUACGGGGCACGGGGCGGAUAUUCGUCAGCAGACGAGGGAAUACGUACCCCUGCUACAAAUGGUCCAUCCGGGUAUAUGUCUGAUAGUUACGCUACGCCGUCGGCAGGUCCGCGAACCCCUUCUCAGGGUUCAGUACAAAAUGAGCCUCAAUAUGUCCGUACAGCGGUUCAAACCACAAGUAUGUCACUUCCUCGCACCCAUGCUCCGAGCCCUGGACCGCGUGGUCCUGGCACUGCUACUAUGCCUAGGACAUCAAGCUCAGGUCGACCAACCA